This is a messenger RNA of Miniopterus natalensis, 927 nucleotides long. RefSeq names its product olfactory receptor 13H1-like. The record is from RefSeq and is a predicted model, not a curated record. Gene Ontology annotation, biological process: G protein-coupled receptor signaling pathway. Gene Ontology annotation, cellular component: membrane. Lineage: Eukaryota; Metazoa; Chordata; Mammalia; Chiroptera; Miniopteridae. Gene Ontology annotation, molecular function: G protein-coupled receptor activity; olfactory receptor activity.
AUGGCCAUGAACAAUGCUACAACAGUGUUUGAGUUUUUCCUUAUUGGAAUCUCUAACUAUCCUGAGUGGCGAGUCACAUUUUUCACAUUGGUGCUAAUAACUUACCUCACCAUAUUGUUGGGGAAUGGAUUUAUCAUCAUUCUUAUCCACAUUGACCCACGCCUCCACACUCCAAUGUACUUCUUUCUUAGUAACUUGUCUUUCUUAGACCUUUGCUAUGGAACAGUCUCCAUGCCCCAGACCUUGUUGCAUUGUUUUUCUACACAUCCCUACCUUUCUUAUCCAAGAUGUUUGACCCAAAUGAGUGUCUCCUUGUUCUUGGCCACAGCAGAGUGCCUCUUACUGGCUGUGAUGGCCUAUGACCGUGUGGUUGCUAUCAGCAAUCCCCUACGCUACUUUAUGGUCAUGAAUGGUCCAGUGUGUGUCUGGCUGGCUGCCACCUCAUGGGGGGCAUCACUUGUGCUCACUGCCAUGCUCAUCUUAUCCCUGCAUCUGCACUUCUGUGGGGUUAAUGUCAUCAACCACUUUGUCUGUGAGAUUGUCUCCCUGCUCAAGCUGGCUUGUUCUGAUACCAGCCUCAACGAGCAUAUGAUCCUCAUCACAGGUAUCUUCACCUUGCUCCUACCCUUUGGGUUUGUUCUUCUCUCCUAUGUCCAAAUUGCCACUGCUGUCUUAAAGAUUCGCUCAGCCCAGGGUAGACACAAGGCUUUGUCUACCUGUGGUUCUCAUUUGACUGUAGUGUCAAUCUUCUAUGGCACAGCCAUCUCCACAUACAUGAAACAUCAAUCCAAGUCAUCCCCUAACCUAGACAAGUUUAUCUCAGUGUUUUAUGGGGCUGUGACACCCAUGCUGAACCCUCUAAUAUACAGCCUGAGGAACAAAGACGUUAAAGAGGCAAUGAGAAAAGUUAUGGCAAAAAGAGAAUAA